This is a messenger RNA of Microdochium trichocladiopsis, 975 nucleotides long. RefSeq lists its product as uncharacterized. Lineage: Eukaryota; Fungi; Ascomycota; Sordariomycetes; Xylariales; Microdochiaceae. Bases 1 to 975 code for a protein of 324 amino acids. The transcript has a single exon. The record is from RefSeq and is a predicted model, not a curated record.
AUGGCUCUGAUGGCUGCGAAUCUCGUCGAGAGAUACGGCCGCCCAAACCAACAGUACAGGGACCUGCUGGAGCAGCUCGAUCAAACCAUGUUUUCCCACCACAGGAGACUCCAGCAGAGCCGUGAUGGUGAAUAUCUGCCCACGACCAUACGAGACCACCGCGAGACCGUGGCCUUCAGCGACUACGGUCGAGACGCUCGCCGGCGAGCAGCCAUGCACUGGGCCAAUUUUCAUUGCGACCCGCAGCGGACACACCCUCGCAGUUGGAAUGACUCGUUCCUCUCCUUGGCCGUGCACUUUGGUCUCAGGCAUCACCUAGAACAGAACAUCUCAGUCAAGGCAGACAACCAGGACUGGGCCUUGUUCGACCGCAACCUCCCCGACCGGCUAGUCUGGUUCAUGGAUGGGAUGAACGGACAUGAUGGCAAGACUGGGGUAUCCUAUAUGGAGAGGCGUGGUGGUCGGCCGCUACUCAUGUACGCCCUUGCGCCGCACCUUCCCUUUGCUACAGUAGCCCCAUACGAUCUCGUCAGCGUCGAGACUGUGCGACUCCUCCUGGACAACUGGUCGCGGCCGAACCGUGUUUUCGAAGGCCGGACAUGCUGGCAGGAAGGUCUAGAGUGGCUCCACCGGACGUUCGCUAUCGAUGGAGGCGCAGCCAUCUCCGAUGCUGGGGGCACGCGCGAAGAUGUCAGGCACGCUGCGAAAAACAGGUUGAACAUUUGUCAUCUUCUUCUCGACAGGGGAGCAGAUACAAAUGCUGCAAUCGACAUCACCAUCUCUCCAGCACGGGGGACAAGCUCGGUAGCCUCCCUCAAGGGGAUAACGAAAACCAUUCUCACGGCGAAGCAAGCUUUAAAAGAGAGUUUUGCCAGUUGGGUUGACCAGACUGCGCUGGACGGGCUACUUGCAAGGGUAGAUGGACCUACACAGAAACAAAGAGGUAUACCAGAACUGAGAACCGGAGCGAGAUGA